UCUCGGCCUGUCUUGGUGAAGAAAACCUAAAAUUUUAGGACUUUUCGAGUGGGAAUGCUUCCAGUGGAAAGUUCGAGCUCUCUGUACGUGUUUGAUUCAACAAAUCGGCUCAAAGUAGAAGAAUUUCGGAGCUAGUUCAUACCAGUAGCUAUGGCGAAACAAGCAAAUACCCUCUUUCUUGAAGACUGGUUGAGAAGCAACAGUGGCAGCAGCAGCAGCAGCAGUGGCGGUGUCAACAACACCAGAAACGCUUCCUCUUCAUCUUCUGCUCGAGCAAUAAUCCAAGCAUGGGCCGAGCUCAGAGAUUGUCUUCAGCACCAAUCUUUUCAACCCCACCACCUCCAAUCGCUGAAGACUCUCCUCAACUCUCAAGCCUCCCUCCAUGUCGCAGACCCUCAAGCCAAGCUUUUGAUCUCGAUCCUCUCUUCUGCGAACUUCUCUCUUCCUCCGGAAUCACGUCCCAUGUUCCUCAGGCUCCUCUAUGUCUGGGUAAGGAAGUCCUUCAGGCCCAAUCCUGUGCUUGUUGAUUCUGCUGUGGGGGUUGUGUGUGGAAUUGUUGUUUCGGCUAGGCUUGAUUCCGACUGGGGUCGUUUGGUGUUCUCUGAGGGUGUACUUGUUCUGGGUGCAUUCUCUGUUGUGCCUGCUGCAUCUGAUGCCUCGAAAGUUCUAUGCUUGGAGACCAUUUGCAGGCUGUUGGAACAAGGUGGUGCCUUGAUGAGGUUGUCUGAAGGAGUCGUAGCGAAUGUCCUUGCAGGAAUUGGAUAUGCUCUAUCUUGUCCUGUCAAUGUUCAUUAUGAUAAAUUUGUGAGCUUUUUGUUGGGCGUUUGGGGGAGUGAAGAUGGGCCUGAGAGUAGUAUUCCAAAUGGACUUAUGAUUCUGCAUUUGAUGGAAUGGGUGAUCUCGGGAUAUAUCAACUCUCGGUCAUUCGAAAAGAUUAGAUUGUUUUCGCAGAUUGCUCUGGAAAAGUCAGAGGAGAAGUAUGUUCCUUAUGCUCUUUCAAUGGCUGCUGGUGGAGUAUUAAGAGCUUCCAAUAGAGUUGCAUCUCGUGGUGCAGGGUUGGAGAUUCUUCGAUUGAGAAGUAGUGCUGAAGACAAGAUGGAAUAUCUUGCUAGUGGAUUGAUUUCCAGAAUGGGAGAUCCUGGGGAUUUUCUUGACUAUCCCAUGGAUAGGCUCCUUUUACAGUGUUCAGCCUUAUCAUUCGCUCGAAGUGGCUCGUUAUCUUCAAGAGCCCCCUUUCUUAUAUGCCUUGCUUCUGCAUUGAUGAAUGAAAUUUUUCCCUUAAGGCGUUUAUAUGCUAAGAUACUUGAUAGUUCUCUUAGCAAUUCAACUAGAAUAAGGCACAAUGAGGUUAGAGAACAUGUGGAAAGUGUUCUAUUUAAGGAAGGAGGAGCCGUAACUGGCAUUUUCUGCAAUCUUUAUGCUUCUGCAGAUGAACAAAACAAAGAUCUUGUGGAGAAUCUCUUCUGGCGUUACUGUCGUCAUUUGUAUUUGGGUCAUCGACAAGUCGUUCUAGUGCUUCAGGGCAGAGACAAUAAUUUACUUGGCGACUUGGAAAAAAUUGCCGAAUCUGCUUUUCUAAUGGUUGUUGUGUAUGCAUUGGCAGUAACAAAGCAAAAGUUAACACCCAAACACAGCAAGGAAACUCAGAUGGAGGUAUCGGUGCAGAUAUUAAUUGCAUUUUCUUGUUUAGAGUAUUUUCGGCAUAUGAGGUUGGCCGAGUAUCUGGAUACCGUCAGGGCGGUCCUUCCUAGUGUUCAGGAAAAUGAGUCUGCAUGUGUAUCUUUUGUAGAGUCAAUUCCUUCUUAUACUGAUCUGACAGUUGGGCAAGGAUCAGAGUACUGUUGGUCCACAGAUGACGUGCAAACUGCUCGCAUAUUGUUUUGCCUGCGGGUUAUUCCAACCUGCAUCGAACGGUUAUUGAGCCCAGUGCUUAGGAAAUUUGUGGCUCCAACUAUGUUCCUAUAUAUGGGACACCCAAAUGUAAAAGUAGCUCUAGCUGCACACGCUUUGUUUGCUGCAUUUGUAUCUUCGGGUAAAGAUUCUUUUGAGGAUCAAAGGGCGUCACUAAAGGAGCAACUUGUGUUCUACUACAUGCAGAGAUCUUUAGAGUUAUUUCCUGCCAUCACUCCUUUCGAAGGUUUGGCAUCUGGAGUGGCAGCCAUUGUUAGACAUCUUCCUGCUGGUAGUCCUGCUAUUUUCUACUGCAUCCACAGUAUUGCUGAAAAAGCAAAUAAGGUAUGCAGUGUAGAGUUCGUUCAGGAUGGUCAUAUUUCUUUGAAAUGGCAAGGAGAGUCAGAACCUUGCAAAGAUCUGCUGGAGUUGCUCCUGCGCCUUUUGUCGCUCGUCGAUAUUCAAGUAUUGCCAGACUUGAUGAAGUUGUUGGCAGCGCUGAUUGUCCAGUUACCAAAAGAUGGCCAGAACAUGGUGCUCAAUGACUUGUACGCACAGGUUGCGGAGUCUGAUGAUCUUACCCGCAAACCCACCUUAGUUUCGUGGCUGCAGUCAUUGUCUUACCUAUGUACUCAAGCUAAGUCAAGUGGGAGUGAUAUCUCCAAGAUUUCUUCAUCGAAGAAAGAAUCACCAAGUUUGAGUGCUAAAGCAGCACGACUCUAAAAUGUUGAGGUGCAGUCUUGACUCUUCCGACUCGAUGUAAUCUUCUUGUGCACACUUGUUUCUGUCAGUAACUUGAUAGAUGGUAAAAUCUGCUUUCCAUUCAGUACUACUAUUAGUUAUGAAAAACAGAAAGACCUCCCGUAAAAAGAUUUUUCAAGAUUUUGGAUAAGUUGGCAACAAUCUCACCAUUUCUACAUGGCAUCAGAUAACUGGUUGUGCGCUCAGUUAAAAUAUUCUUGUUUAGCAUAGGUUGUUUAUCUAAGUUUAAGAUCAAUCGGUAUAGUCCCUUCUCUUUUACCCUGUUGAGUUAAUUUUGCUUCACUUUCCAUUGCAUAGAUGCCACUAGUUAGAGGUUCUUUAAUCUGAGAUUCAAUUAACAUAUUGAUACGUCAACAAGAGAACAAUUACGAAAUAAUUUACAAGAGAGUCGUUUAUAUUUCUAUACCUAAUCACCUAGAUGUAGCUGGUAACAUCAGGAGUGCGCCCUUGUCCCCAACAACUUCGGUCAUGCUGCAUAUCCGAAAAUCAACAAAUGAAUACCUCAGUGGUUGCAUUUUCGCACAUUGCUAACUUGGUCAAUCUGUCUUAUAGAGCUGAAUCUCGAACCUGGUAAGAUGACCCAUGCUUGAAAUUUCCACAUAAAUUUUUCAACAGACAAGAGCUGGCAGACCAAAUGGAGCUCCAUGCCUUAACCUCGCUCCUGACCGGGGUGGAGAUUGAAGUUUCCAGCUGCAAAGCUAUUAGAUUACUCCGAGUUGGUCGUAUUUUCUGCCAAACACAAUCCUGGUCUGCUGCAGCUGUCAGAGACUCUGAAUUGGCUUAAUUCCUUGCUUAUGUUUACCUAACACAGGUUCCAAAUCCUCCUUUUCACCCACACAUUGGAAUGUUCGAUAUUCAAUUGCUAUCUGCUAGUUGUAUGAACUCAAAGAGGAUACUCUCUAUUCUCACAUAUUGCCGACGCCACAACAUGAGCGGAGUCGACAGUUCAACCUACGUGCGUAAAGGAUUGAGCAUGUUCCGACAAUAUCCACAAAUAAUCUGUGGUGAUGCUGACUAGCUACUGCAUCGCACCAGUAAGAAAUAUUGUGGGAUUGGAGAAGAGGUUUACCAAAAAAAUUAUGCAAGGGAUCGCAGUUAAAGACAGGUGCUUAGGGGCAGUACGUUGUAUUAGCUAAAUUUCAAUGCCUUUGUUGGGCACUUUCUGGUUUCCCAAAGUUCCUUUUCUUCUUGUUCUAUCUUUUUGACUAGUUAUUCCAAGUUGUUGAUGGUCCCCUUACACCACACUGGCCCUCCUUUUAACAAGAAGUCCCACUGAAUUGCUUAGCC
This is a messenger RNA of Rhodamnia argentea, 3939 nucleotides long. RefSeq lists its product as uncharacterized. Bases 151 to 2613 code for a protein of 820 amino acids. The transcript is spliced from 7 exons. Lineage: Eukaryota; Viridiplantae; Streptophyta; Magnoliopsida; Myrtales; Myrtaceae. The record is from RefSeq and is a predicted model, not a curated record.